AUGAAACUCGUCCUCACCGGCUGCACCGGCUUCGUCGGCACCGAGAUCCUCACACAAUGCAUCGCCCACAACUACAUCAGCCACGUCUACGUCCUCACCCGCCGACCCCUCAACGCCCAGUUCUCGCACAAGAAAGUCACGCAGAUCCACCACGAAGACUUCGAGGCAUAUCCCGACGAUCUUCUCAAUCGGCUGAAAGAUGAAGGGGUCGAGGCGUGUAUCUGGGCGAUAGGAGGGAAGGCGAAUCAGUUCAAGAAUCUCGAUGAGGCAAGGAAGGUGGGAGUCAACUAUCCAGCUCAAGCAGCGGAGGUGUUUGCAAAGCGGUUGGCGACUGCCUUGAAGCCUUACCCUGGAUAUCCCAAAAAUCCUCCGAAGCCGGGUGAAGGCCGCUUCCCGUUCAGGUUCAUCUUCAUCUCAGGAUGGGGAGCGUGUCAGGACCAAUUCAAGAAGCUCUGGUUCAUGAACGAUACAAGAAAGAUCAAGGGUGCAGCCGAGAAAGCGUUGCUGGGUGUGCCGGCAAACGCGGAAGAGAUUGACGGCCACAAAUGCUUCGAGACGAUAGUGCUGCGGCCCGGGGGAGUGUUGGCUGGUGGAAACGAUGAUAUGAUGACGGUCAUCACAGAGGGCAUGAUACCUUCGAUCGCGGUGGGAAGACUGGCGAAGACGGCGAUCAAGUGUGCAUUCGAUGGCGGUGUGGAGGGUCAGACGAUAUUGGAGAACAAGGACUGUUUGGGAGAAGGGUGGGCAGAAGUUAAUGCAUUGAGGAUGUGA
Fulvia fulva is the source of this 771-nucleotide messenger RNA. RefSeq lists its product as uncharacterized. The transcript has a single exon. NCBI's taxonomy places the organism in Eukaryota, Fungi, Ascomycota, Dothideomycetes, Mycosphaerellales, Mycosphaerellaceae. The record is from RefSeq and is a predicted model, not a curated record. The coding region runs from base 1 to 771 and encodes 256 amino acids.